Messenger RNA from Dicentrarchus labrax (European seabass), 3113 nucleotides. RefSeq lists its product as uncharacterized. The record is from RefSeq and is a predicted model, not a curated record. Lineage: Eukaryota; Metazoa; Chordata; Actinopteri; Moronidae. The coding region runs from base 115 to 963 and encodes 282 amino acids. Gene Ontology annotation, biological process: negative regulation of receptor recycling; positive regulation of T cell receptor signaling pathway. Gene Ontology annotation, cellular component: T cell receptor complex. The transcript is spliced from 6 exons.
AACUAGGCGAGGUAAAAAUAGACUACAGUGUAGCACACCUCACUGACUAAACACUGUGAUGCCCUGUAGCCUGAGAGCAGACAGACAACACGUUUUGUUCAAGACGGCUGGAAUAUGGGAGAGUGUAAACUUGAACUGAUUGGUCUGGCGCUGUUAUCUCCGGCCCUGUUGAUCUCUUUGUGUCUCAAUAUCAUCUUCUGGAUCCGACGAAGAGCCAUUUUGUGUGGAGACAGAGAUGACUGCUGCAAUCCACACAUUUAUGAAGGAGAAAGCCUGUCACAGGAUGCAGGGCAUUAUUUUCAUAACCUCAAUCAUCAUGAGGAGCAGGAAAAUCCCCACAAUCAUCAUGAGCAACAGGAAAAUCCAAUCUAUGGCAACAUCAACACAGACAGACGAGGUUCGCUAGAAGUUUGUUACGAGAUGAUGACCAUGCAACACACAAGAGAUCGUAUGAAGCAGUCAUUAGAGCCUGACCUGAAUUAUGCCUCGCUGGAUCUGAAGGUGGCAAAUAAACACAAGAAGAAGCACCGCCAUCAGCAGGGCCACACUCAGGGACGAAACAAACCGCACGAUCAGCUGCCAGUCGACCUCACGCCCCCUGGGAAUGCUUUCUUGGAGGUGGAAGCGGAUAUGGAUGCUCAACUUCCUUCCAGAGACACCAGCACCAUGGUCUCACACAGUAGCAUCUACCUGAACAGCCAACAGAUAGCCCAAGAGACAGAGGUGAUGGAAAGAGAAAGGGGCAUAGACAUGGAGAGGGAGAAUGUGGGUUGGGAGGGAAAGAGAAGGCGGGAGGAUGGCGGGAGUAGAAAAUGGACAGGAGAGCAAGAGAGUGAGGAAAGAAGAGACAGACAAGAUUGUAAUGGAAGUAUAUGUACACAGCUUUCAGAGGUAGAGGCUAUUCAAAGUGGCACAGAUCAUUUCAUCAGCAGCUUUAGCCAUGAUAGUGUCCAACAAGAUUAGGCAUACAUCAUACUAAGACUGUUCAUUUCAAGCUGUUCAGAACUGAAUAGGCCACCUGAAAAAGCCAAUAACAGCCAUUACUGUGUCUGCCAGAAUGAAAAUAUCCUCUUCAAUACUCAACAAGCUUCAUGCAGUUAAGCAAUUUCCUCUCUGGUGCGAGCAAACUACCUCUAGAACUCUUGGGCAACUGGGAAACAAAGGUGUGUACCUUUCUGUGCAGAGGAUGUAAUAAACGUAGAGGAUGCAAAUAGAAAAGGAAACUCUGUGUUUGACAUUUAGAGGUCAAGAGUCACGUGGAAAUUUUCUAAUUUGUUGCGAAAGACAAGGAAAACAUCAAAACAUCAGAGGACACGGAAGAUCUUGCACUGUUGUGAUGUCUCAUAAUCAGACAUCAACAGAUGUCUCACAGAAAGGUGUGAAGGGGGGAAAAAAAAAAAUCUUUACAUUUGUUUUCCAUGCUGUAGGCGUUGGCCAAGUCUUGAGAGGUGACACUUUUCUUGAAUAAAUGUACUUCCUUAAGCAAUAAGCAAAUCUGCUUUUCAGCCAUGUUAUGACUGAAGAUAUAAUUAACAUGAAGAUCAAAUUAAAGCCAAGAAAGUAAAAAAGAGGGGAAACCUACAAGUAAUGUAAUUUUUGUUUCCCUGUGGGCAUAUUGUUAUGUAAAUGUCACCCACAAAGGAUUUUCCACGUCAGAGUUAUGAUAAUGGUCAUUAGCUCUAUAAUCUAUUGCAUUUAUGGGCUAAAGCACCAUCUGCUUAAAUGAUUAUUCCCCUCUUUUUAAUCCCCUCUUGGGAAGGAUAAUUUACUGCCCUGCUUUCUGCUGCGGGAACCGAGCUUUGAAAUGAACUUAGCAGUCGGAGGCCUGCAGCCACAAACCGUCUGUUGACAGUUUUUCAAUAGCUGACCAUGGCCUACUUCCCUUCUAUGGAUUAAUAUUUGGCCUCAGGCGUUCUGGAUCUAACUGUUGCAGAUAUACAGUACAGUGAAAGCAACAGAAAAGGACACACACAAAUAACAGAGCAAUAUUAGUCAAAUCUUUGUAUGAAAAAACCUGGAAAUAUUUUUCUUUCAAAAUAUAUAGUGUAUCCAUAGAGAUCGACCCUUUGUCACUGUGAAGCUAUAAUUAAUAGGAUGUUAUAAGUAAAUUAAUAUCAGCUAGAUUCUAAAAGCAUAGGUAUAAGUGAUUGACACCAUUGCCAAGAAUCCUUACACUUUGUAUCAGUCUCUGCAUUACAUUUUACACCGUAUGCCCAUCAGCUGAAUUUCAGGAUGUUUCCUUGGCUUGCUUUGGGUGACAUAAUGACAGGUACUCUUUUUUUAUCUGGCUCAACCAGAGCAAAGGUUUUUAAGGUGUCUUGCAAUAGCAGAUGGUGGAAUGAUGAAAAGGAAAACUGUGUGUGUGUGUGUGUGUGUGUGUGUGUGUGUGUGUGUGUGUGUGUGUGUGUGUGUGUGUGUGUGUGUGUGUGUGUGUGUGUGUGUCUUUGUGUGUCAGGAAGGAGUUACACAGAAAUGAUGCUACGGUAAAACUGUGAUAUCUUAAAAGAUGGCUUCACAAUUUUGGAUGGCUGUCUCAAACAACAGUCUGAUGCCCAUAUGAACAUUGAAACAGGUUUUUACAUACUGGAAUUAUUCAUCUGUCCUGUUUAUAAAAAUCCCUUCCAAAUGUGCUUUCAAUAGAACAAAUCAAGUCCUCCAAAGUUAGUCUUUUUAAGGUAUAGCUCGCUCUUUAUGUUUCCUUGGACAGUGUUUCAUAGCUGAGCUGCAGUGGAGGGAUACUAACACAAAAGGGGAACUCUGUACUAAAAAUACUUUCUCUAAGUUAGACUGCUGAAUCUUCAUUUUAGCUUCAGAUAAACUUUGGAAUCAAUUUUCACACUUCCAUUGCCUCCCAUCACUUACACUGAAAAUGUAUGAGGAAGGGAUCUUAUGAACAGGAGGAAUGAAUUGUUUGACUUGACUUGUGGCUCAGAAAGAAUAUUUUAAUGUGCUGAGGUAGAUGAAUCAAGUGCUAAAGCUACACUUUUAUGCCUCUAUACGUUGUGUAUUAUUCAACUGUAGAUUUGAUGAAUUAAACUAUUUUUUUUCACCUUAUAACAAUGAUCUCUUAAAAUAAUUGUUAUUCACAGUUUGCAUUAAAUAUCCAUGCUACA